UCCUCCCUCCCUCUGUGUGGUUUCCCCACUUGCGGCGUUUUGGGCGGCUCUGCAAAUUCUGGGUGCCCGGCAAGGCUGCUCCGGGCAGGUGAGGCUCCCGCUCUCCCUCGGGCUGCCCGGAGGGCUUCUCCCCGCCAGGAGGAAGGUGCCACCAGGAAAACCUUUGAGGGAAGUUCUGCUUGGAGGAUCCAAUCUGGCUCAGUCACCGGGACCAGAGAUUUCGUCAUCUCAGCUUUUGGACUUGUUUUGGAGUUCAUCCUCCUGCCCAACUUCCAACCUUUUGGCCAAAGUUCUCCUUGUUCGAGUUUCCUUGGAUGGAAAGCCCUGGAAGUGAGCAGCCCCUGGAAACUGUCCAGAGGGGGGAACACUUUGGCCAAAGGUCCUCUGAGAGGAAUCUGGGGAGAUGUUCCAAAUGCUCCAAGUGCGGGAAAUCCUUUGUUCACCGGUCCCUCCUUUUGAUCCACCAGAAGCUGCACAUGGGGAAUGGAUCCCACCUGUGUUUCAUUUGUGGAAACUCCUUUCCUGGAAUGUGGAGCUUUGCCAAACAUCUCGGGAGCCACCCUGGACUGAAGCCUUACAGAUGCGGAGAGUGCGGAGAGCGUUUUGCUAAAGGCUCGGACCUUGGAGCCCAUCAGCAAAUCCACCAGGGAAAGAGAUCUCAGGAAUCCUGGAAGCGCUGGGGAAGAUUUCCUGGGAGACGGCGUCUUUCUAGGUCUCAGAACUGCUCGGCUGAAGAGAAGCCCUGCAAGUGUGUGCAAUGUGGGCUGUGCUUUUCUCAAACCUCACAGCUGCUUAAACAUCAGCAAAUCCACACCAGAGAGAAACCUUAUCAAUGUCUGGAGUGUGGGAAAUCUUUCCGUUAUAAACAAUUAUUUAGAAAACAUGAGAUUAUUCACACAGGGCAGAGUCCUUAUAAAUGCUUGGAGUGUGGAAAAUGUUUCACUCGGAGCUCAUCUCUUUGCCAACAUAAUAAAACACACACAAAGGAAAGCAAAACGUGUCGAGAAUGUGGGAAAUCUUUUUCCAGCAAAUCAUGCCUGCUGAAACAUCAGAGACUUCACAGUGGGGACAGACCCUAUCAAUGCCCAGAAUGUGAGAAAAGAUUCGUGGAUUCUUCUGAACUACAGAGACACCAAAGGGCACACAGGGUAGAAAAACUAUAUAAAUGUAAGUCACACCUAAUUCGACACCAGAAAAUUCACACUGGGGAAAGGCCCUAUCAGUGCCCAAAAUGUGAGAGAUUUUUUAGUUACAAGUCAUGUCUAAUUCGACAUAUGAAACUUUACACCAGAGAAAGACAUUAUCAGUGCCCAGAAUGUGGGGAAAGUUUUUCCCGAAGGACAUACCAAAUUCGACAUAUGAAACUUCACACCCUAGAAAGACCCCAUGAAUGCCCAGAAUGUGGGAGAUGUUUUGGUGAUAAGUCAAAACUAAUUCGACAUCAGAGAAUUCACACUGGGGAAAGACCCUAUCAAUGCCCAGAAUGUGAGAAAAGAUUUGUGGACUCUGCUACAGUUCGGAGACACCAAAGGACACACAGGGGAGAAAAACUAUAUAAAUGUAAGGAUUGUGAUAAAUGUUUUUCUUCGAAGGAAACUCUUUCUCAACAUCUGAGUAUCCAUACAGGGGUGAAGCCCUUUAUGUGCAUCGAGUGUGGAACAUUUUUCCGUACAAUACAAAACCUCAGAAAUCAUGAGAAUGUUCACAGAGGGGAAAAAAGGUUCAAAUGUUUGGAAUGUGGGAAAGCAUUUGGUCGUUCAUCAACCCUUAGAAUUCACUGCCAAACUCAUACGGGUGAGAAACACCACAAAUGUUCAGUGUGUGAGAAAUCUUUUAACCGGAAAGAUACACUUGUGAUGCAUCAGAGAAGCCACUUAGAGAAGCAAUAUAAAUGUCCAGAGUGUGAGAAAACUUUCCGUUGCAAAUACUAUCUUAGAAAACAUGAGAGGAUUCACAAAGGAGAGAAGCCUUACGACCAUAUGCAGAAAAAUGAAAAGUGCCCAGAAUGUGGGAAAUGUUUUGGCUACAAGUCACAACUAAUUCAACAUCAGAGACUUCACACCGGAGACAGACCCCAUCAAUGCCCAGAAUGUGGGAGAUGUUUUGGCUACAAGUCACAUCUAAUUCGACAUCAGAGACUUCACACUGGAGACAGACCUUAUCAAUGCCCAGAAUGUGAGAAAACAUUUGUGGAGUCUGCUGAACUUCGGAGACAUCAGAAGGGACACACAGGAGAGAGGCCCUGUAAAUGUGCGGAGUGUGGGAAAGGUUUUCUCACAGAAACACGACUACGGGCUCAUCAGAGAAUCCACACGGGGGAGAAGCCAUACCUGUGUGUGGAGUGUGGGAAAUGUUUUUCCCGAAAAGAACACCUUGGAAAGCAUCAAAAGGUCCAUGUGCAAGUGAAGCCAUAG
Molecule: messenger RNA, 2414 nt
Organism: Ahaetulla prasina
Lineage: Eukaryota; Metazoa; Chordata; Lepidosauria; Squamata; Colubridae
Product: zinc finger protein 260-like
Exons: 2
Coding region: 315-2414 (699 amino acids)
Biological process (GO): negative regulation of transcription by RNA polymerase II
Molecular function (GO): DNA-binding transcription repressor activity, RNA polymerase II-specific
Source: RefSeq, a predicted model, not a curated record